CGGCAUCUAUUAUUAAUACCUCUGCUAAAGCUCACAGACAAAAAUAGCUGCCUGUAACGUGCAAUGACCUACAUCGUACUGCAGAGAGGGAGGCAGAGAGCAUGGGGGGCGGGGUGGGGCUGGGACACACACACAAAACUGGCGCGAUGUCAAAGUGUAGAGCCACCGUUCAACGAAAAACAACCGGCGAAGCCCCCCCUGGCCCGGCGGGCGCUGAGAGGAGGAACGGGGCGCGGUCCUCGGCCCCGGUGGCGGGGUUGCCGCUCACCGCCCCGUCUCCGCCGCGGAGGCUGCUCGGCUCCCUCCCAGCCCCUGGCACACGAACGCGUGUGUGUGCGGCAGCCUGCGCGGGCGUGCGCUCCGCUCGGCUGGAGGAUGAAGUCUACGACGAGGAGGGGAACACCCUGCAGGACUUCGCUUACGACCACGAACCCCACGGCAUAGCGAAUCCGUCCUCCAUGAUCGGCGAGAUGUACACCUUGUAUUACCCACCGGAAAAGAGGCACGCCGAUGGGAUCUUCAACAAAGCCUACAGGAAACUCCUGGGCCAGUUAUCCGCCAGGAAAUAUCUGCACUCCCUGAUGGCCAAGCGGAUCGGCGGUGCCAGCGGCGGCCUGGGGGACGAGGCGGAACCGCUGACCAAGCGGCACAUAGACGGCAUCUUCACGGACAGCUACAGCCGCUACCGGAAACAAAUGGCUGUCAAGAAAUACUUAGCAGCCGUCCUGGGGAAAAGGUAUAAACAAAGAGUUAAAAACAAAGGACGCCGAGUAGCGUAUUUGUAGCGAUGUGAGUAACCAGCCACUCCUGUGUAUACAAAGUCCUGAGAGAGAGAGAGAGAAAGAGAGAGAGAGAAAGAGAGAGAGAGAGAGAGAGAGAUAACCCCAACAACAACAAGAACAAAAAAAUCUAAACAAAAACAAAAGUCAUUUCCAAACUGACUGAACAAUCACCGCUCCUGUGUUAUCUAAACAUGUAUUUAUGUAUGAAGUAAAGCCAUUAAAUGAAUAUUUUGAUAAUAAUAUUGUUUUUCUUUUGUACAAAAGCACUAGAGAAACGCACAGAUCUACUUUGUGGACCAAUCAUUAAGUUAUAUAUAAUAUAUAAAUAUAUAUAUAUAUACUACUAAGAAUACUAAAGAACAAUUCUUCAUGAAAAGCCUGCACAAGAUCAAGAAUUCGCUGAGCUGUUUAUGUUUUUAUAUAAAAUAAAUAGAAAAAAAAGGACAAUCAUUGUUUUGAAUAUUACUCCUAUUUUUGUAACAGAAAUUAAAAGGAUAGUAUUUUUAUCCGCGACAGGGUCGAAGACAUUAAUUAUCACCAUUUGCUACUGUACAUAGAGAAGGAUGACCUGCUCCCAGGGGAAUUAUGAGGAAAUUGAUUUGGGAGAAUUGGUGAAGCAGAUUCUUCCCCUGGUGAGUCUCAAGGCAGGCUCCUUUGCCACUAGCCUCUCUGAAGGGGCAGAGUCCCCUUUCCUCUAGAUUUCGAUUAUUUUUUUUCUCUCCUGCUUUCUUUGAUUCCAGUUGUAUCUGUAUUAGUGUCUCCUUAAACAAUAAGCUUAGAGGAUAACUCUCUUGCAAAAACAACAGCUCGAUCCAAAUUGUGCAUCUCUGUUGCCUGUUGGAGGGAGAAAUAGAUUAAAAAAAAAAAAAACACCAAAAUAACAAUAACAAAAAUCAAAUUAAAACUAAAAUAAUAAUAAAAAAAAGAAAAGCCAAACUCAAAACCCCAAACCCCAAAUCCCAAACCAGCAGCAAGGAUAGUAAGUACUAAGCCCCGUGCACUGCUCUUCUGGCUGGCUGGGCAGAGUUGCAGAACAAAGCCAAAGCGGAGACAGGACCCGUUUGGAAAGAGUAGGGAAGGGAGCGGGGGCGGCCCCCGCGGCGCCCUCGGGGCCGGAGCCGGUGCCGGAGCCGGUGCCGGAGGGUCGAGGUAAGACGAGGCGAUCCCACCUCCGAUCCGCUACCCAACUGCCCUGGGCAGCUCGGUACUGGACCUGGAUGCAAAGUACAGUGUGUUACUCUCCAGUGCUGUCCAUGCUUCUCAUCAUGUGUAAUAAUGAGCAGGGUUCUUGCCUUUGCAUUUUUCGGUCGGAGUUGCUCUUUUCUUUGAUUGCUUUUUCUUGUAGACCCUCCCGCCUCUCAUCCUCUCUUCGAACUUUUCUGAGCUCUGUUUAACCCACCUGAGUCACCUUUUUGGGUUAUGUUCUUUUUGGGGAAAAAAAAAAAAAAAGAUUGUGAACGCUCUCUCACUCCUUUGUUCUGUUUUAUGCAAGCUCUUAUUGUACAAGUUUAGGAACCCCUGUUGUAGCUACCACUAAAGAAUUAUGCACUACUACGAAAGUUUUUGUUCCUUGUUUAUUGAGUUUGGAGGUAAAAUGUAUUUUUCUACAUUCUGGCUUAUUGCUUAGUAAAAAUUUAUUUCAUAAAACAAACUUUUGUCAUAAAAGAAUGUGUAGUGUUCACCUGUGGUCCGAUUUCUAACGAGAUAAACCAUUUUCACCUCAUCUCUCUAUGUACGGACUCCUAUCUUAACUUCCACCCGGGGGCUGGUUCUGUCCCCUGCCCGGGCCGGGGGCGAAGGAGAACGCGUAGGUACCCAUUUCCUUCCAGCUCACCACACAGACCUUACAGGAGUCUUUCCAAAGACACAAAACGAGCCCCGCAUCCAA
Empidonax traillii (willow flycatcher) is the source of this 2670-nucleotide messenger RNA. RefSeq names its product adenylate cyclase activating polypeptide 1 (gene ADCYAP1). Gene Ontology annotation, biological process: positive regulation of ERK1 and ERK2 cascade; neuropeptide signaling pathway; positive regulation of transcription by RNA polymerase II. The transcript is spliced from 4 exons. Lineage: Eukaryota; Metazoa; Chordata; Aves; Passeriformes; Tyrannidae. Gene Ontology annotation, molecular function: neuropeptide hormone activity; peptide hormone receptor binding; pituitary adenylate cyclase activating polypeptide activity. Bases 102 to 785 code for a protein of 227 amino acids. The record is from RefSeq and is a predicted model, not a curated record. Gene Ontology annotation, cellular component: neuron projection; extracellular region; perikaryon.